AUGUCACUCGAACAGUAUGCAUUUCUUAGAUUAUCGUUAUCGGUAGUUUCUGACCAAACUGCUAUUUCCGCAACAACUUCACAAUUUUGCAUAGCCUUAAAUAAUCAAAAGGGAAUAAAUGGAAUAGCAAUAAAUCAAAUUUCUCCAAACAAAUGGAUAACAAAUAACGAGAUGCAAUACUCUUAUGGAUGGUUAGGUGAGAAAUGGAUAUCUGGUAUACCAUUUAACAUUCUUGAGAAGUGGAAUUGUGAAGAAAUCUUGAAUCUCAAGCCUUUACACAGAUUUAUGACGGAAAUUGGAAGAUUAGAUGCCCAGAAAUAUGGAAACCAUUUUAUUAUAGAUGAACUGCAAACUUCAUUCAUAUUCGAUGAGAAAAAUGAAACAAUAACAACUAGAAAUUGUGGAUUUAUUGAUCUACAUCCGAUGAAAGGAGACAUUAUUGUCGAUAUGGGGAAUGAUAACAAUGUAACUAAAAAACUUAGAAGAAAACCGAGGAAUCAAUUGCUCAUGAUUGACAGAGAUUAUUGA
Dracunculus medinensis (Guinea worm) is the source of this 528-nucleotide messenger RNA. Lineage: Eukaryota; Metazoa; Nematoda; Chromadorea; Rhabditida; Dracunculidae. The record is from the annotation of a GenBank genome assembly.